This is a messenger RNA of Coniosporium apollinis CBS 100218, 2109 nucleotides long. RefSeq lists its product as uncharacterized. The transcript has a single exon. The record is from RefSeq and is a predicted model, not a curated record. Bases 1 to 2109 code for a protein of 702 amino acids. Lineage: Eukaryota; Fungi; Ascomycota; Dothideomycetes. Gene Ontology annotation, molecular function: carotenoid dioxygenase activity. Gene Ontology annotation, biological process: carotene catabolic process.
AUGUCUCUGAAGAGGAAAAGAGGACAGAAGCAUCCUUAUCUCUCAGGCAACUUCGCGCCAAUCCAGCAGACACGACCCCUAACGCCGUGUACCUACGAGGGGACUAUCCCAGAAGAACUUGCAGGUGGCCAGUAUGUACGGAAUGGAGGCAACCCGCUAUUGAACGAAGACCUUGGACGUGAUGCCCACUGGUUCGACGGAGACGGCAUGCUUAGCGGGGUGGCUUUUCGACGGUCAGAAAGAGAUGGAUCGAUACGGCCGGAGUUUGUCAAUCAAUAUAUCCACACCGAUCUGUACCUGUCGACCUUGGCUACGCCGUCAUUGAGGAGAGCAAUCCUUCCGAGUAUCGCAACGCUGGUGAACCCGCUUUCGAGGCUGGUUACCAUCAUGCUGCGAAUCUUCAGGGCGGUCUUCCUGGUCCUCCUCUCUCAUCUGCCAGGUUCGGAGCACGCUAUCAAGCGGAUAAGCGUUUCCAACACGGCCAUCUACUACCAUGACGGGAGAGCGCUGGCGACCUGUGAGAGCGGACCGCCUAUGCGGAUACAGUUACCGGGAUUGGAAACUGUUGGCUGGUACGAUGGUAAUACAGCAGAAGGUGAGGGAGUAAAGCCAGACGCGCAGGGUUUUGGUGGCACGGGACUAUUCAGCUUCCUCAAAGAGUCCACUACAGGCCAUCCGAAGGUCGAUCCCGUAACGGGAGAGCUGGUCCUCUUCCACAACACCUUUGUGUCUCCAUACUGCCAUUACUCCUUAAUCCCGGACACCAGCAAGCCAUCGGCAACAAGAAAGAUAAUUAACGCUCCAGUCCCCGGCAUGCGCUCCGCAAAGAUGAUGCACGACUUUGGCGUAUCACGAUCUCACGCCGUCAUCAUGGAUCUUCCGCUCUCACUCGACCCACUCAACCUCCUCAAGAACAAGCCAAUCGUCACCUACGACUCUUCCCGGCCUUCGCGCUUCGGGGUCUUUCCUCGCACAGAACCCCACAAGGUCCGCUGGUUCGAGACCUCCGCCUGCUGCAUCUUCCACACAGCCAACGCCUGGGACAGCCACGACGCCAACGGCAACGUCACGACUGUAAACCUGCUCGCCUGCCGCCUCACCUCCGCGAGCCUCGUCUUCAGCGCCGGCAACAUCGCCGCACUCCAGCCCAUGCCGACGCAGGAGACUGUCGACGCCGUCAAGCGCUCCAUCUCGUUCUUCGACCACUAUGACGACGACGAUGCCGCUCACGCCAGCGCGCACGCGAACCCCUCCGUCUCAGCCGCCUACGACCGCGCCCCCGCCCUCGAGUCCCCCCGCCCCACAGAAAAGACGCCACUCCUAUCAAGUCCUUCUCCCUCCCUCUCACCUCCCCCUCCCGCGACCGUCGCAGCCGAGGAAGAAGAGCAAUGCCGCCUCUACCACUACACCUUCUCCCUCUCCCACCCCACGCCGACCAUCACCGCGCAGUACGCCCUCUCAGCCCUCCCCUUCGAAUUUCCGACCCUGAACCCCACCGCCGAGAUGGCCGCGGCCCGCUACAUCUACGGCUGCAGCACGACCGCAGCCUCCUUCGGCGCGGCGCUCGGCCGCGCGGCGAAAAUCGACGUCCUGCUGAAGAUAGACGCCACGACACUGAUCGCGCGCGCCGCGACCACGAAACCGGCACCAGUAACCGGCUGCGUCGACACGCGCGCCAUGUCCGCCGUGCUCAGCAGCACCGAUGCCACCGACCCGAUCCGCGCGUUCCGCAUGCCGGCCGGGUGGUGCGCGCAAGAAGCGCGCUUCGUGCCACGCGCGCACAGCGCGGCCGAAGACGACGGAUACCUCCUCUUCUACGCCUUCGACGAGGCGCAGCUCGAUGUCGAGGGCGAGUGUCCGCCCACUGCGGUGUCUGAGCUCUGGGUCCUGGAUGCGCGCGAUAUGAGGAGCGUGGUUUGUAGGGUCAGCCUGCCGCAGAGGGUGCCGUAUGGACUGCAUGGGAACUGGUUUGGCGAGGAGGCGAUUGCGAAGCAGAGGGGUGUGGAGAGUGUGAGGGUGGCGAGAGGGCCGGGGGCUGGUGGGGAGGGGAGUUGGGCCUGGAGGGCAUGGAUGGGGGGGAGGAGGUUCUUGGAGAGGGCGAUUGCCUAA